This is a messenger RNA of Gopherus flavomarginatus (Mexican gopher tortoise), 1137 nucleotides long. Its product is annotated as metallothionein. The record is from RefSeq and is a predicted model, not a curated record. The coding region runs from base 859 to 1014 and encodes 51 amino acids. Lineage: Eukaryota; Metazoa; Chordata; Testudines; Testudinidae. The transcript is spliced from 3 exons. Gene Ontology annotation, molecular function: metal ion binding.
UGCACACAGUGCCGUGGUCGGUCUGUGCGGACACAGCACCGUGCAAUGCAUGGGGGUGGGAGGGGGAUUGCACAGAACAUCGUGCAAUAGAUUGGGAGGUUGCACACAGAGCCCUGGUUGGUCUGUGCUGACACAGCACCCUCGUGCAAUGCACUCGGUGUGUUUCGAGGACCGUGUGCAGGGCUCGCGGAGAUUUUGCGCUCGCCCCUCCGCUGGGGUAAAUAGGAGGCAGCGGUAGCUGCUGAGCCAAACUCUCCUCUGAUCCCUGAGUCUCCCUCUGACUGAGCAGCUUGAAGGAGCCAAGCGAGCGAUGGAUCCCCAGGACUGUCCUUGUGCUACCAGUGAGUGACUCCUCCCCGCUGCCGGGCUGCACAAACCCUGCUCCAAGCUGCCGGGGGGGGGGGGGGGCGCAGAGGGGUUCUUCUUAGACUGGUUGGAGAGGCCACCUCUCAGUCUGUGCCAGGACUAAGCCCCAGGACCUCUAGGCUUGGCAGUUCAUAGCCCUGGCAUCUGUGAUCUUGCUGCAUCAGUUAUGGAUGUAAAACAAUUGCUUGAGCCCUUGCACCUGUUGCAUUACAAAUUAAACACCGGGCAGGGCCUCUGUUUUUUCCCUCACUGGGAAACUGCCACCGGCAUUGCAUGCAAUCAGCAUGGGCAGGGGAAAGAAUCUCUAGCUCUUGGAGUGACUCUGGCUUUUCCCUCUGGGCUAUGAAAUAGAUCAUGGAAACCAAACUCCCAGACUUAAAUGUCCCCUGGUCUUACCCUGGCAAGGCGGGCUCUAUUUAAAUAUCCCAUAAGUGGGCCGAGUAUGUCUUAAAAUACCCUUUUUUCACAGAGUGAGAAGAUUCUUCAGGUGGCAUGUGUGGCUGUACUGGUAGUUGCAAAUGCAAAAAUUGUAAAUGUGGAUCUUGCAAAAAAAGCUGCUGCUCCUGUUGCCCAGCUGGAUGCAAUAAUUGUGCCAAGGGCUGUGUCUGCAAAGAGCCAGCAUCCAAGAAAUGCAGCUGCUGUCACUGAAAUGGACAUCUUCUGUGUUCCUGUGACUAUUUGUAUGUAAAAGAGCAGUGUUCCUACAGUGAUGAUUGUUGUAGAACUAUGAGUGUGAGGAAUGAAAAUAAAGGCUUUACUUGAGAAAUAGAA